AUCCUUUCAACGAAAAUGGCAUCCAUUGGUAUCAUCAAGUCGUACCCUCAGAACCCUCGUGCCGCCAAGGCCGUGAUUGCCGCUGCCUACAAUGGCGUCGAAGUCAACAUUCAGGACUUUGACAUGACCCAGCUUAAGGAUGAAGCUUUCAUUUCCAAGUUCCCCAUGGGCAAGGUUCCCGUUUUCGAGAGCCCUGAAGUCGAUCUCUUUGAAUCCUCCGCCAUUGGUUACUAUGCUGCUGCCAUCAAGGAGAACUCUCCCCUUGUCGGUGCCAAUGCUGUUGAGAAGGCUUUGAUCAUGCAAUGGGUUCUCUUUGCUGACAACGAAAUCAACAACAACGUUGGUCAGUGGAUCUACCCCUUGAUGGGCUACAUGCCCUACAUGAAGCCCACCGUUGACGGUGCCAUUGAAAAGACCAAGAGAGCCAUGGCUGCUUUGGACAAGAUCUUGUUGACCAAGACCUUCCUUGUUGGUGAAUCUGUCACCUACGCCGAUAUUGCCCUUGUCACCUCCCUUGUGUUGCCCUACAAGGUCGUUUUCGACAAGGCUUUCCGCUCCCAGUACAAGAACGUCACCCGUUACUUCAACACCCUCGUCAACCAGAAGCACUUCAAGGCCGCCCUUGGUGAAAUCACUCUUUGCGAGACUCCCUUGAAGUACACUCCUCCCAAGAAGGAGAAGAAGGAACCCAAGAAGGAAGCUCCCAAGAAGGAAGCUGCCAAGAAGGAAGCCGCUCCCGCUGAAGAGGCUCCCAAGCCCGCUCCCAAGCCCAAGUCCGCUCUUGACUUGCUCCCUCCCUCCAAGUUCGUCAUGGAUGAAUGGAAGCGUAUGUACUCCAACAACGACUCUGAUGUCGCCAUGAAGUGGUUCUGGGAACACCACGAUCCCGAGGGUUACUCUCUCUGGAGAGUCGACUACAAGUACAACGACGAAUUGACCAUGACUUUCAUGUCCAACAACUUGAUCGGUGGUUUCUACGCUCGUCUUGAACGUGCCAAGAAGUAUGCUUUCGCUUCCAUGGUCGUCUGCGGUACCAACAACAACAACACCAUCUCUGGUUACUUCCUUAUCCGUGGUCAAGAAGUGCCCUUCGAAGUCUAUGAUGCUGCUGAUUACGACUCUUACUCCUUCAAGAAGAUCGAACCUUCUGAAUACGAAAGCAAGAAGGAUGAAAUCUACAAGUACUUUGCUUGGGAAGUUGAGGGUUUCGCUGAUGGCAAGAUCUUCAAGUAAAUUUUUUUUCUCCAUCACUCCCACUGUUUUUCAUGCAUCAUGCCAAAUAAAAUUGUAAUCGUUUGCAGUUGUAUCAAGUCCACUUUUCCCGUAAUAAAUUGUCAUCUCUCGUAUUAAUA
This is a messenger RNA of Radiomyces spectabilis, 1352 nucleotides long. RefSeq lists its product as uncharacterized. Gene Ontology annotation, biological process: translational elongation. Lineage: Eukaryota; Fungi; Mucoromycota; Mucoromycetes; Mucorales; Radiomycetaceae. The record is from RefSeq and is a predicted model, not a curated record. Gene Ontology annotation, molecular function: translation elongation factor activity. Bases 16 to 1233 code for a protein of 405 amino acids. The transcript is spliced from 4 exons. Gene Ontology annotation, cellular component: cytoplasm; nucleus.